AUGAUCGUGUCGAACCGGCGCCAGCAGGCGACGCCGCGGACGCCGGCCGUGGUGUCGCGCCACGUGCUCGUGUCGCUCUACGAGCGGCCGCCGCAGACGGAGCUGACGCUGGACGAGUUCGAGAUCUACGCCGUGGACCGGCUGAAGAUCCUGCGGACCAUCGACGCGCUGAAGCAGAAGGGCUUCAAGCCCCGCGAGCUCGAGGCGGAGCUCGCGCCGGUGCUCGCGCAGGCGCUGCCGCUCCGGGGCUCGGCGGAGCACGUCAAGGCCGACGAGCGCAAGGACCAGGUGAGCCACUUCAUCCUGCGCCUGGGCUACAGCCGCACGGAGGAGAUGCGGCGCUGGUUCCUGACCCAGGAGUGCGCCCUCUUCAAGCACCGCCUCGGCACGCUCAGCGGCCCGCAGCUCGGCCUCUUCCUCGCGGCGAACGGUCUGAAGUUCGAGGAGGUGUCCGACGCGGACGUCGACGCGCGGUCCGUCGCGCUCUCGAAGAUCUCGAAGACGGGCGACGGCGGCGCCGCGGGCUACUACCGCGUGCCCUUCGUCGAGGCCAUCGACCUCAUCGGCCGCCGCGAGGUCUACCUCGAGAAAGGCUACGCGUACGUGCCCGCGGCGAAGCUCCACGCGAUCGUCGUCGCGCGCUUCCGCAGUGCCCUGUCCCGGUCCCUCGCCAAGGCGUCGUCGUCCCUCGCCGCCGCCGCCGGCGACCCGCGCCUGAGCCCGCUGCUCAACAACAUCGAGAAGCACGACCUGUCGAACGGCAAGGAUUUAGAGGACGACGACGUCGAGGGCAUCCACCCGGAGCAGAUCGACGCGCUCGCGAAGCAGUCCAUGCCCCUCUGCAUGCAGCAGCUCCACGGCGCCCUCAAGCGCGACCACAAGCUCAAGCACUGGGGCCGGCAGCAGUACGGCCUCUUCCUGAAGGCCGCGGGCCUUUCGAUGGAGGACCAGCUCCGCUUCUUCCAGGCCGAGUUCACGAAGAUCAUGACCGUCGACGCCUUCUCCAAGGAGUACGCCUACAACAUCCGCCACCGCUACGGCAAGGAGGGCAAGCGCACGGAGUACAGUCCCUACGGCUGCUACAAGCUCAUCAUGGACAUGGCGCCCGGCCCCGGCGAGUACCACGGCUGCCCCUACAAGCACUACGACGACGACCACCUCGCGUCCAUCCUCGGCGCCAUGGACAUCUCGCGCGAGUCGUCCCAGGCCAUCCUCGGCCAGGCCAAGUCGAAGAACUACCAGCUCGCGUGCCAGAAGCACUUCGAGGUCACGCACCCCAAGGCCGCGGGCGUCGCCGCGCGGCCCGACGGCGUCGGCAACCACCCCAACGCCUGGUUCAAGGCGAGCCGCAUCUACCACAAGGAGGUCCACGAGGCCAAGAACCCGGACGCGGUCAAGCAGGUCGAGCCCGCCGCGGCGCCCGCGGCCGCGCCCGCGGUGCUCCUCGCGAACUAG
Molecule: messenger RNA, 1455 nt
Organism: Aureococcus anophagefferens
Lineage: Eukaryota; Pelagophyceae; Pelagomonadales; Pelagomonadaceae
Exons: 1
Coding region: 1-1455 (484 amino acids)
Biological process (GO): DNA replication, synthesis of primer
Cellular component (GO): alpha DNA polymerase:primase complex
Source: RefSeq, a predicted model, not a curated record